Molecule: messenger RNA, 447 nt
Organism: Ailuropoda melanoleuca (giant panda)
Lineage: Eukaryota; Metazoa; Chordata; Mammalia; Carnivora; Ursidae
Product: 60S ribosomal protein L27a
Exons: 1
Coding region: 1-447 (148 amino acids)
Biological process (GO): translation
Cellular component (GO): ribosome; cytosolic large ribosomal subunit
Molecular function (GO): structural constituent of ribosome
Source: RefSeq, a predicted model, not a curated record
AUGCCAGCCAGAACAAGAAAGACCAGGAAGCUCAGAGGACACGUCAGCCAUGGACAUGGCCGCAUUGGGAAACACAGAAAGCACCCUGGAGGCCGUGGAAAUGCUGGUGGAAUGCAUCACCACAGAAUCAACUUCGACAAAUAUCAUCCAGGUUAUUUCGGGAAAGUUGGUAUGAGACAUUUCCACCUGAAGAAGAACAUGCACUUCUGUCCAACAAUCAACCUGGAUAAACUGUGGACCCUUGUUAGUGAGCAGACCAGGCUGAACUACGCGAAGAACCCUGAAGGCCCAGCACCCAUUAUUGAUGUGGUUCAUUCGGGUUAUUACAAAGUCCUGGGGAAGGGAAAACUACCCAAACAGCCUGUGAUUGUCAAAGCAAAGUUCUUCAGCAGGAGAGCAGAGGAGAAGAUCAAAGGUGUUGGGGGAGCUUGUGUACUCAUGGCUUAA